This is a messenger RNA of Trichobilharzia regenti, 7760 nucleotides long. NCBI's taxonomy places the organism in Eukaryota, Metazoa, Platyhelminthes, Trematoda, Strigeidida, Schistosomatidae. The record is from the annotation of a GenBank genome assembly.
GAAGUAGAUUAAUAUGAAGCGCCUACAUUGAUUAUUUUAAUAAUUCCUCUAUUUUGUUGUAAAUUCACUGCAAUGCUCCAAGUUUUGAUAACUGUUCUCUGGAAUUUAAUAUCUUAUUCCGUAAUGGAAACUCCAGUCAGGUCUUUCAAGCUAGCUCAUCUCCGUUGUCUUCAUUACGUCAAGCGACUUAGUUUUCUGUUUAGUAUAUUGCAUUGAAUAUCUGCAAAGAUCCAAAUAAGCAACACAGAUGAGUCUUGCUAAGAGGAAAAAUGCUAUUCCGAAUGUAACGGGAAACCACCAGAUGAGUUGGAGGGAACUGGCUGAAGCUGAUGAUCUCGCUUCUGCCCUCACUGUUGAUCCUUAUCUUGGCUUUACUACCCAUAAAAUGACAGAGUAUGCCUUAAAUAUUACUAUAUGUUUACUUACAGUAUGAGGUUAAAAAUUCCAGAAAGAAUCAAAAGGAAGUUUUGUGAUAUCAUAUCUGCCUUUCGGAAAAAUAAGUGUUACGAUACAGCUUUCAACCAGCUGACUGCCGAUCCAAACAUAGUGAAACGGUCUUGGAGUAUUGACCCUCGUUUCAAGGAACAUGUAUGUUGUGUCAAACCAUCACUUAUUUACAGAUCAAUCGAUACUUGUUAUUAUUUGAUGAUCGUUCUGGCAUUGAAAUUCGACCUUGUUGGCGCUACGCAUCAGAAAAUCAUAUGGGAGCCGCAAUAUAUGCCACAAAAGAUUGGGCGAAAGGGUCUCGUAUUAGUACUUUGGUGGGAUGCAUCGCUGAACUCAAGCAUCAUGAAGAGGCUACAUUCCUUAAGCAACACAAAAAUGACUUUUCAGUCAUGUAUUCUUCUAGAAAAAACUGUUCCCAAUUAUGGUUAGGUCCUGCAGCUUAUGUUAAUCAUGACUGUCGACCUAACUGUGAGUUCACAACUAACUGUGAUGCUGACGCUCGUAUGAGCUUAGAGGCUAUAACCGAUAUAAAGUCGGGUGAUGAGAUUUUCAUCUACUAUGGGACAAACUUUUUCGAUACAAAUAAUGCAGCUUGCGAGUGUUUUACAUGUGAAUUAUUAGGUCGUGGAUAUUUCAGCAAAUUUAACCAAAGUGUGGAUAUGACAAAUCCUACUAAUGAAUUAUCAUCUCCAACUACUAUCUCUGACCAGAGAACUCAUCCAAAAAAUAUUGUACCAGCAUUUCAUAAUACUCUUAACAUUUCUACUGAUCAUAAUCAAAUUCUGCGUGAUAGAAUAAAUUCAGUACCAAAUAAUUCUCACUUUGUCAAGUGGAUUGGUUCUCAAGUCACUAAGUCUAUAUCAUUGGAUUUCUUCCUGAAGAAGGGAUCUUCAACUGGUUUGGCUUGUAAAGCAUUGCCUAAUGCAUAUUCCUUACGGCAUACCGGCUAUCGUUUAAAUCGUGUUAAAGCUCGACUUAUUGCUGCAACCAUAGCUUCCGUAAACAAAUCACGUUAUUCGAUUAGUCAUGAGAACAGGACUCCGAGGAUUAUUUCCCCUUAUAAAAAGUGCAUGUUAAGAAAAACUAUUAAGAAAAGCGUUUCAUCUUGCCUACAGAAUGAAUCAAAUUUGCAUUCAUGUGACAGUGAGCGAAGAAAGCUAAGCAAUGCAUUAUCAUCUGUCGUAAAAAGACGAAGACAAUUAUUACGGAAUAGUCAUAUAUCUGAACAACGAAGUUUUACUCCCAAGAGUACUGUUAAAGUCCCUGUUUCCAAUGACACAACAGUUUGUGACAGAAUAGCAUGGCAAGAAUCAGAUGGAACUAGCAGUGGAUUAGGAUACAGUGUUCAUAAUGAUUGCAGUAGUGCUUCAAAUAGCCCAUUACCACCUUUAUUGGAUCGUAUGCCAUCAACUUCACCAAAUAAUUCCUUCAGUGAUUCAACUGUUACACCUGCUCUUGGAUCACCCUAUUAUUGUGAUUCAGUAACUCAAAUGUCCAGUAAUGAUAAUGAUGACAAUAUGGAUAAUGAUAGUAAUGCAAAUAAUGAUGAUAACGACGCAGGUACUACUGUUACACCUGAUCUUGGAUCACCGUAUUAUACCGAUUCAGUAAGCCAAAUGUACAGUGAUGAUGACGAUAUGGAUAGCAAUAGUAAUGAUAUUAAUGAUGAUGAUAAUAAUAUUUAUAAUAAUGCCAAUGACGAUAAUAUUAACAAAAGAUGUACAACUGUUACACCUCAUCUUGUAUCACCCUAUUGUAUUGAUCCAAUAAUCCAAAUGUGCAGCAACGAUAAUGAUGAUGAUGAUGAUGCUGAUAUGGAUAAUAACAAUAAUAAUAACAGCAAUGAUAGUAGCGGAAAUAAUGACGAUAGUCGCAGUGAUACUGAUGAUGAAAGUGAUACUACUGUUACUCCUGCUCUUGGAUCACCCUAUUAUUGUGAUUCAGUAACUCAAAUGUGCAGUAUCGAUAAUGAUGACGAUAUUGAUGAUAGCAAUAAUAAUAACAAUAAUACUAACAAUGAUCCUAAUAAGAUGAAAAGAGAUACGACCAUUACACCUGAUCUUGGAUUACCCUAUUAUAUUGAUCCAGUAAUCCAAAUGUAUAGUAAUUAUAAUGAUGGAGAUAUGGAUAAUUAUAGUAAUGCUAACAAUUCUAAUGACAAUAAUGAAAAUAAUAACGAAAGAAAUACAACCGUUACACUGGAUCUUGUAUCACCCUAUUAUAUUGAUCCAGUAAUCCAAAUAUACAGUAAUCGUAAUGACGAUGACAUGGAUAAUUAUAGCAAUGAUAAUAAUAAUUAUAAUGAUAGUGACCAUAGUAAUAAUAAUAAUAACAAAAUAGAUACGGCUAUUCCACCUGUUCGUGUAUCACCCCGUUAUAUUAAUCCAGUAACCCAAAUGCACACUCAUGAGGAGGAUGAUGAUGACGGUGAUGGUGACGGUGACGAGGAUAACAGCGAUAACAGUACUAGUAGUGAUAGUGAUUAUAAUGACAGUGAUAAUAACAAAACUGAAACGUCUGUUACACCUGAUCUUGGAUCACCCUAUUAUAUUGAUUCAGUAACACAAAUGUGUGGUAUUGAUAAUGAUGAUGAUGAUGAUGACGAUAUUGAUGAUAAUAAUAAUAAUAUUAAUAAUAAUAAAGACUGUAACGAUGAACAUAGCAAGAGGGACAUGUCAGUUACACCUUAUCUCGGAUCAGUCUAUUGUACUAAUUCAGUAAUCCAAAUGAACAGUAAUCAUAACGAUGACAACAACGGUAAUAAUAAUAACAGUAAUGAAACUGUUACGACUGUUACACAUGAUCUUCGAUCGCCCUAUUGCAUUCACUCAGUAACCCAAAUGUGCAAUUCUGGUAACAACGAUAUGGAUAAUAAUAGGAAAGACAAUGGUAAUUGUAAUGAUAACAGAAGAGAUCCAACUGUUACAGUGGUGCAUAGAUCACCAUAUUAUAUUGAUUCAGUAACUCAAAUGUGCAGUAUUGAUACUAGUGACGAUAGUGAAAAUAGUAAUAAUAAUAAUAGUGGUAAUGGUAAUAAUGGCAGCAAGGGAACUGUUACCCCCAAUCUCGAAGCAGCUUACUAUAUUCAUCCAAUAACUCAAAUGUACACAAAUGAUAACGAUGAUGAUAUUGAUAAUAAGAAUCAUAAUAAUAUUGAUAAUGACGACAAUAAUGUUAAUGAGCAUAAUAAGAAAACUGUUACGCCUGAUCUUGGAUCGUCCGAUUGUAUUCAUCUACUGACUCAAAUGUGUAGUAUUGACAUUAAUGACGAUAAUAAUGAUAAUGAUGCCGAUAUUGACAAUAACAGCAAUGAGAACAGUAAGAAAAGUGUUACGCCUGAUCGUGGAUCGGCUCACUCUAUUCAUCCAGUAACGCGAAUGUACACAAGUGAUGAUAAUGACAGCGAUAUUGCUAUCAAUAAUAAUACUAGUCCAAUUAGUAGUCACAAUGAUGACAGUAAUGUUAUUAAAAACAGUAAGGAAACUGUUACAUCUGAUCUCGGAUCACCCAAUUAUAUUCAUCCAGUAACACAAAUGUUCUGUAAUGAUAAUGAUAGCAAUAUUGGCAAUGACAACAGUAAGAAAACUGUUACAUUAGAUCAUGGAUCUCCGGGUUUUACUUCUCCGUUAACUGAAAUGUACAGUAAUAAUAAUAGCAACAAUAAUGUUGAUGAGCAUAAUAAGAAAACUGUUACGCCUGAUCUUGGAUCGUCCGAUUGUAUUCAUCUAUUAACCCAAAUGUGCAGUAUUGAUAUUAAUGACGUUAAUGAUGCCAAUAUUGACAAUAACAGCAAUAGGAACAGUAAGAAAAGUGUUACGCCUGAUCGUGGAUCGACUCACUCUGUUCACCCAGUAACCCAAACGUACAAAAACGAUAAUGAUGACGAUAGUGACAAUAAUGGCAAUGACAACAGUAAGAAAACUGUGACACCCCGCCAUGGAUCACCGGAUCGUAUUCCUCCACUAACUGAAAUGUUCAGUAUUGAUGAUAGUGGUGACGAAAUCGACAAUAAUUACAAUGACAGCAGUAAGGAAAAUGUGACACCCCACCACGGAUCACCGGAUCGUAUUCCUCCACUAACUGAAAUGUUCAGUAUUGAUGACGAUGCUGAUAACAGUGUUAAUGAUAACAGUAAGAAGACUGUUACGCCUGAUCCUGGAUCAUCUUAUUAUAUUCAUCCAGUAACCCAAAUGUGCAAUUCCGAUCAUGAUGAUAUGAAUAAUUAUAAUAAUGAUAAUAACAGCUGUAAUGACAACAAUCGUAGUGAUAAGGAUAACAAAAGCGAAGUUACCGUUACACUGGGACAUAGAUCACCAUUUUGUAUUGAUCCAGUAACCCGGAUAUUCAGUAAUGAUAUUGGUGACAAUAAUAGCUAUGAUAACAGUAAGAAAACUGUUACACCCGAUCUUGGAUCACCUUAUCGCAUGAAUCGAACAGCCCAAAUGUCCUGCAUUUAUAAUGACGACAACAACAACAAUAAUAAUGAUAUUAUUAACAACAGAGGCACGACUGUUACACCUGAGCAUAAAUCCCCCUGUAACAUUAAUUCAGUUACUCAAAAGUGUAUUGAUAAUAUUGACGAUGAUAUGGAUAACAAUACUAAUGAUAAGAAAAUUUGUAUUUAUAAAGAUCUUAAUGCUGAUAAUGACAAAAAUGCUAACAAUAAUUCUAAUGAUAUUAGUAUUAAGAAAGAUGAUAAUGAUAUUUAUAAUGAUAAUAACUUUAUUCAUGAAAACAAUGGCAAUUGUAAUAAUGACAAAAAUGAUAAUAUAUGCGACAAUGAUAGUGAAAUCAGUAUGAACAACAACGCUGUAUUAUUGUCAAGAUCAUCUGAAAUGUGUAACCAACUUUCUACUGACAAGUUAAUGAGUUCAAUUGUUACUCUAUCGCAAGCCAAAGGGGAGAUUAAGUCACGAAAAGGUGUUGAACCAAUAUUGGGACGACUUAUGCAUGAAUCUCAGUGUGAUAUUAAGAAGUCAUUGGUGAACAAUCACCUACUACCAAGUCAAUCCUCUACUCUACGUGGUAAACGGCGUAUCACGAACUAUGAUGCUCGUUUAAUAGCUGAAGCUAAACUGCUUGCUCCAAUGUCGAGGCGACGCGAACGUAAACCUUUGUAUAAUCCAGAUUAUCUUGAGUUUAUUUCACUAAAGGAUGUAGUCAUACCUCCGAAGUUAACUUCACCCAAAUCAAAUUGUAAAAGAAAGAAUGUAAAUAAGCCAUCCCAAUUCAGUAUUGAUCAUAAGGACGAUUGUACAAGUUUAGAUCUUAAGGAUGCUAAUAAUAUUUGCUGUCCAAAGUCAACACUCUCUAGUUCUACUGAAAACCAUUGUACGGAGGUGGAAUCUACUUCUAAUGAUCUAGCGCCACCAUUGCUACUUAGUGAACAUCCUUCUGAGCUCACUGUACCUGAUACAGUCGCUGAACCAGUACUCAAAUGCGAUCCUGAUAGUGUUGUGGCUCCAGAACCUGUCGCUGAUGCCAAAACAGCUCCUGAGAAGUGCCAGCCAAGACCGCAUUAUUAUUUCCGUAAAACAAAAUGUAAUUAUCUCCUUCGAAGAGUUGUGCACAUAGCUUCACCCCCACUAUUACAAGCAGUUCCUUCUCCCACUGUACCUGAUACAGUUGCUGAACCAGUACUCAAAUGCGAUCCUGAUAGUGUUGUGGCUCCAGAUCCUGUCGCUGAUGCCAAAACAGCUCCUGAGAAGUGCCAGCCGAGACCGCAUUAUUAUUUCCGUAAAACAAAAUGUAACUAUCGCCUCCGAAGAGUUGUGCACAUAGCUUCACCCCCACUAUUACAAGCAGUUCCUUCUCCCACUGUACCUGAUACAGUUGCUGAACCAGUACUCAAAUGCGAUCGUGAUAGUGUUGUGGCUCCAGAACCUGUCGCUGAUGCCAAAACAGCUCCUGAGAAGUGCCAGCCGAGACCGCAUUAUUAUUUCCGUAAAACAAAAUGUAACUAUCGCCUCCGAAGAGUUGUGCACAUAGCUUCACCCCCACUAUUACAAGCAGUUCCUUCUCCCACUGUACCUGAUACAGUUGCUGAACCAGUACUCAAAUGCGAUCCUGAUAGUGUUGUGGCUCCAGAUCCUGUCGCUGAUGCCAAAACAGCUCCUGAGAAGUGCCAGCCGAGACCGCAUUAUUAUUUCCGUAAAACAAAAUGUAACUAUCGCCUCCGAAGAGUUGUGCACAUAGCUUCACCCCCACUAUUACAAGCAGUUCCUUCUCCCACUGUACCUGAUACAGUUGCUGAACCAGUACUCAAAUGCGAUCCUGAUAGUGUUGUGGCUCCAGAUCCUGUCGCUGAUGCCAAAACAGCUCCUGAGAAGUGCCAGCCGAGACCGCAUUAUUAUUUCCGUAAAACAAAAUGUAACUAUCGCCUCCGAAGAGUUGUGCACAUAGCUUCACCCCCACUAUUACAAGCAGUUCCUUCUCCCACUGUACCUGAUACAGUUGCUGAACCAGUACUCAAAUGCGAUCCUGAUAGUGUUGUGGCUCCAGAUCCUGUCGCUGAUGCCAAAACAGCUCCUGAGAAGUGCCAGCCGAGACCGCAUUAUUAUUUCCGUAAAACAAAAUGUAACUAUCGCCUCCGAAGAGUUGUGCACAUAGCUUCACCCCCACUAUUACAAGCAGUUCCUUCUCCCACUGUACCUGAUACAGUUGCUGAACCAGUACUCAAAUGCGAUCCUGAUAGUGUUGUGGCUCCAGAACCUGUCGCUGAUGCCAAAACAGCUCCUGAGAAGUGCCAGCCGAGACCGCAUUAUUUUUUUCGUAAAACAAAAUGUAAUUAUCUCCUUCGAAGAGUUGUGCAUAUACCCACACCUCCACUAUUACAAUCAGUAACUCCUUUUGACUUGUAUACACGAUAUUCCCCAGGUAAAAGUAAAAACGAUUACUUAUCAAAUACAGCUCGUAAGGCAUCGAUAAUUUCUUGUGCCCAUAAUCCCAGACGGUCGCGAAACUCAGAUGUCAAUGGUGUAAUCUCGCAUGCUACUGUUUCAAAUGCAGGUACACAUCGUCUUACCGUCACACUCAAAAGGAUUGGACCUAAACUUUAUCAGAUAUCUCAACCGAAAAGAAUAUUUAUUACUUAAAUGACAUAAUAUAUCUUUUUCUUUUCAUAUGUAUUUAUAGGGAUAUUCAUAUUAAUUUUAUUGAUGACCAGCAUUUUAGAUUUAUUACUUCUUCGCUUUAGCUUACUCUACCUCAGAUUUGCUUAAUGCGCUAAUAUAAUAUAUGAUGUAUAUAUAAAUAUAUGUAUUUACUUCAGCAUGUAAAUAAUACGUUAUUAUUGUCAUUUUUUUAAUUUUGUC